Panonychus citri (citrus red mite) is the source of this 897-nucleotide messenger RNA. RefSeq names its product fibroin heavy chain-like. The transcript has a single exon. Lineage: Eukaryota; Metazoa; Arthropoda; Arachnida; Trombidiformes; Tetranychidae. The record is from RefSeq and is a predicted model, not a curated record. Bases 1 to 897 code for a protein of 298 amino acids.
AUGCAAUCAAUUGGAGUCUCAACUCUUUGCUUUUUGUUGGUAAUUUCAUCAGCCAUUUGUGAUGAACAACUUCAACAAUUAACUGGAGGAAAUGUUCAUGGGAGACAUUUUUCAAUGUUCAACCCACUCUCAAUGGCCUCAAGCGCUAUUUCAGCUGGUGCUUCGGCUGCUGGUAAUGUUGCUAACGCUGCUUCAAGUGGCCUUAAGGCUGCUGGUUCACUUAGCUCUGCCAUCGGUGGUGGUGCUGGUGCUUUAGUCCAAAGUGGUGCUGGUAUGGCUGCAGAGGCCGAAAAUAAACUUGGCGAUGCUUCCAGUAAUGCCAUCAAGGGUGUUGGCUCAAUGGCCUCGACUGGCUCAAAAUUCGGUUCUGGAAUCGUUAAAGCUGCAGGUGAUUUGGAAGCCACUAAACUUGGUCUUCUCGGCGGUCUUGCAUCAACUGGUACUGGUUUAGUCUCUGAUGUAUCUAAUAAAUUCGGACAAAACGCCAACUCGAUGCUUUCAUCUAUCGGUUUAGGUGCUUUAGGAGGUCUUGUAAGCGAUGGUGCUUCAUCCGUUGCUAAUCUUGCCGAUGGAUCUGGUAAAUUGAUCGACAACUCUUUCAAGGGUUUAGGUGAUCUCGCAACUUCUGGUGCCAAUGCUGUUGCCUCUGGAAUCGAUUCUACCGGUAAUUUAGCUGAAAAUCUUUCCGGUAAUGUGGCCGAUGCCGCUAAACAAGGUUUCGCCAUGAAAGGAAACGCAAUAAAAUCUGCUGGAGAUGCCGCUGCAACAGUUUUGGGAGGCAAAGGAAAGCUCGGUGAAUUCGGUCUUGGUAUGGCCGGUGAUGCUUCCAAAUCUAUUGGGUCAGUCGCUGAAAAUGGACUAAAAGGUAUCGCCAAUGGUUUCAAGUUAUUCGGAUAA